Cynoglossus semilaevis (tongue sole) is the source of this 324-nucleotide messenger RNA. Its product is annotated as arf-GAP with coiled-coil, ANK repeat and PH domain-containing protein 3-like. NCBI's taxonomy places the organism in Eukaryota, Metazoa, Chordata, Actinopteri, Pleuronectiformes, Cynoglossidae. The transcript is spliced from 2 exons. Bases 2 to 319 code for a protein of 105 amino acids. Gene Ontology annotation, molecular function: GTPase activator activity. The record is from RefSeq and is a predicted model, not a curated record.
UAUGCUCCAGGCUGAAUCGGAGAAGCUAAGACAGGCUUGGAUUCAGGCAGUUCAAGCCAGCAUUGCUUCAGCCUACAGAGAGAGUCCAGACUCCUAUUACAUAGAGCACCUGGACAGAACUGCGUCACCGUCCACCAGUAGUAUUGACUCAGCCAGUGAGACACGGGACCGCAGCGCCCGGAGUGAGACCAUCCUGCAGAGGAUUCAGAGUCUCCCAGGGAACGAGCAGUGCUGUGACUGCGGCCAGGCCGACCCACGCUGGGCCUCCAUCAACCUGGGCAUCCUGCUGUGCAUCGAGUGUUCAGGCAUCCACAGGUAGAGAGU